AAGAGCAGCGUUGGUGAAAAAAUAUAUUUUAUAAAAGAGACCUCAAGUGUCGCCGUUCUGCAGAAUUUACAAUGAAGGGGUUUUUACUGCUGUUUCUUGUUGGUAUCGCUGCAGCGGCACCGGCUACUAAAGAAAACGAUAGUUAUGUUAUGGUGAUCGACGGUAAUUUCUAUCGCAGUGAACGGAUAAAAUACAAAUCAAACCAUGACAUCGUAAGCAUAUUAGUUCCUUUCAAUUCCCUUUACUUUAAUAGAGAUGUGCCUUCUGAAUCGAAUCCUAAAGAGAAAGUUAUGGAUCUCGUUCUAUUCUUCACUGAAGCAGAUGUUUCGGAAGAUGGUAUAAAAAGUUACAAGGGUGUAUCAGUAAUGAAGAAGAAUAAAGUGACAAAACUGUUGGAGAAUGGUAAAGACAUGGCAGCUUCGGGAGACAAUGGCAAAGUCGUUUUCAUUGGCGCCAGUGACGGACUUUACGUUUACAACGACGAACAAACCGCCGUAGAAAAAUUCGGAUCAAUCAGUGAUGACGUCAUCGGAAUAGCCAAGCAAGAGUAUGGAGAUGCAAUAUACAUUUUGACAGCCAAAAAAGAAGUACACAAAGUAACAGAAAAAGGAAACACUAAAGAGAAAAUCGAUGAUAUAGUCGAUGCGGAGCAAAUUAUGUUGGACUAUAACAACAAUCUGUAUUUCUACUCGAGCGAUAAACAAGUAAAAAUUUGCACUACAGAAGGUAUUAAAAAAGUUGAUGGUCUUCCCGAAAAUCCUACAAAUGUUCAGCUCAUCAAACCGGCUUUUGUUAUGAGAGAUUUUGUUCCUGUCGUGGUCGAUGACAGUGUUUACAUAAUAUACACUAAUGGAACAAGCGCGAAAGCGGGGAUUGAUUUCAAAGAAGCCAAGUAUAGACCCACCGCUUACUCCAUGGAAGGAACAAUAGUGCAGUACUAUGCAUACAACAAGACAAUUUACGAGUAUAACAUGCUAGACAUCGUAUCGGGAUCCGGGAUGGAUGAAACGAAAACCUUCCUAGAUAACAAAAAUAUCACUAUCCAAGACCUCAUUACUAUUAAACAUAGACAUUAGAGAUAGGAACUGAAUUUACAUUCAUUGUAAUUUUUUUAAUAAAGUUUUAAUAGAAAAGAU
Messenger RNA from Aricia agestis (brown argus), 1136 nucleotides. RefSeq lists its product as uncharacterized. Bases 72 to 1076 code for a protein of 334 amino acids. Lineage: Eukaryota; Metazoa; Arthropoda; Insecta; Lepidoptera; Lycaenidae. The record is from RefSeq and is a predicted model, not a curated record. The transcript is spliced from 2 exons.